Molecule: messenger RNA, 894 nt
Organism: Cladophialophora bantiana CBS 173.52
Lineage: Eukaryota; Fungi; Ascomycota; Eurotiomycetes; Chaetothyriales; Herpotrichiellaceae
Exons: 2
Coding region: 1-894 (297 amino acids)
Source: RefSeq, a predicted model, not a curated record
AUGAUUUCCAUCAUCCCGGCCCCUCUUGCUGGCCGCGUGGCUAUCAUUACCGGAGCAUCUUGGGGGAUAGGAGCAGCAGUGGCGAUCGACUUUGCACGGAGGGGUUGCUCGCAUAUUGCCAUCACAUAUUUGGGUAAUAUUGACGCAGCGAAGAAAGUGCUCUCAUCCAUCAACGAGAUAUGCCCGGAUAUCAAAACAGCCCUUAUCAGAGCAGACGUCACCUCGGAAAUGUUCGGACAGGACGCCGUCAAGGCGGCUCUCAGCUCUCUUUCCGUGAACCACAUUGAUAUAGUGGUGUCCAAUGCUGCUCUGUCGGACAUGAAUAUACCGCAGAACAUGGAGACGCAUACCAAGGAUGCGUCCGACCGGUUCAUGACCGCGAAUGUGUGGAGUCCGUUUCAAUUAUCGCUCGCUGCCAUUCCAUAUAUGACAAAAGGAGAAAGGAUCAUCACAAUCUCCAGCGUAGCCAGCAAGCGUCCAAAUGUGAGUUUACCCUUAACCAGCCAUUUCGGUUCCUGGUGUUUCGGCUUCAAACUGACUGGUGUCCUCGGCUUCAUGAUUCUAGGUCAACCCCAUGGUGAUCUUGGGCGCGACAAGGCGGCAUCGGACUCCAUCACACGAGUCCUUGCGGCAGCCUAUCUACACCAAACGGGGAUUACGAUCAACAGCGUCGCAGUGGGUCCAACAAACACUGACGCUUUGCGUACGGGUAUGGCAAAAUUACCUAAGGAAUGGACAGAAGCGUUGUAUGCAAGAGCAACGGCCGAAAGACGCAUUACCGAGGUGCAUGAUGUUACUGAUGUUGUGAGUUGGUUGGCGGGACCGGACAGCAAAUUGGUGAAUGGCAACUUCGUGCCUUGUAGUGGAGGCAGUAUGCUGGAGCUACAAGGGUGA